AUGAGGUAUGAGGCUAUAGUGACCAUAAUCUUCUUCUUGAUUAGCAAUUUCUUUACACUGAAGCCAUUCAAAAUCAAUUUCAACAAUUUCAGCAUCUAUUUAAACCUUCACACCGUUCCAAUUCUCUGCAUCAUCGUGCUAUUGGCUAGCAGGUGCAUCGGUGGAGAGCAGUUGAAAUACGGUUUCGUAGGCGAUGAGACUCAUCUAAGGCCGUAUGAUAUUCUCCUACUGUUCUUGUCACUGGCUUAUAUUGCGUUAUCGCUCGAUGCAACGGGAUUACUCCAGUAUCUUGCAUUUUGGGUAUCAAAUAAAGGCAAAAACUCUGGAUACGCUUUAUAUGCUUACUUUUAUUGCUUCUUUAUCUUUCUAGCCACGUUCGUCGGGAAUGAUCCAGUUAUAUUAAGUGGAACGGCAUUUCUGGCUUACUUUACUAGAGUUACUGGACUCCAUCCACCAAUCGCGUUUCUGUUCUCUCAGUUCACAGCGGCGAACUUAGCAUCGGCAGUACUCCCACCUUCGAAUCCAACCAAUUUAGUUUUAACGUCUACAACUUCUACUAGCUUCCUCACUUACGCGCUUUAUCUCAUUUUACCAGUCUUCUUCUCUGCAAUAGCAUUGCUAGGAGUUUUGUUCAUUCAAUUCUCACCAUACAACAAAUUACUCAGUCGUGAUGAUAACGAAGUGUAUAUCCCUUCUCGCUUGAGCGCACCUGAGGUCAAUCCUCGCAGUGUCUUGAUUGAUAGAACUGGGGCAAUCUUUAGCAGCGUGAUAUUAACAGCAACACUGGUUUCAUUGGUCAUUUGCAGCGUUUUGAUUGAAGGUAUGCAUGUUUGUUGGAUUACAAUACCCGCUGCAUUCGUUGUCUUUGUUAGAGACCUGGUACAUGACUGGCGCCAUCAUGCCAAAUUCAAGAGCAAGGUGGAGAAGAGGAUUGGGUGGCUGCGAACUGUCAACCUGUCAUUUCCUACCGUGUUGACAGUUGGUAGCCGUCUGCCAUUCGCCCUUAUACCAUUUGCCAUCACACAAUUCAUUCUCGUCAACUCAUUGCAAGCAGUUGGCUGGAUAGACAUCUUUGCCAGUUGGGCACAGAAAGCAAUAGGUGAUGAUACUUUACGGGCAGUGUGGGUAUUGGGUUUGAUAGAGAUAGUGCUGUGCAAUGGCAGCACUAACAUCGGUGCAACUGUGCUUAUGUCCCAAGUUCUCGUUCAGUCGAGCAGGAAUCCAAAAACAGUACGUGCAGGGAUGCUCGGUAUAGCUUUCGGAAGCAAUAUUGGUGCAUACUCAUUCACGCUCUCGGCUAGCUUAGCGGGGCUACUAUGGGAUAAGAUACUGAAAUCAAAAGGAAUCAGGAUAGCGCGUCUGCAGUUUUUGUGGAUGAACAUAUUUCCACUGAUAAUAACAGCUUUGGUAGGAUUCUUUGUUAUUUAUGCAGAGGUUAUGGUUAUGAGCUGA
Molecule: messenger RNA, 1452 nt
Organism: Wallemia ichthyophaga EXF-994
Lineage: Eukaryota; Fungi; Basidiomycota; Wallemiomycetes; Wallemiales; Wallemiaceae
Product: Arsenical pump membrane protein
Exons: 3
Coding region: 1-1452 (483 amino acids)
Biological process (GO): transmembrane transport
Cellular component (GO): membrane
Source: RefSeq, a predicted model, not a curated record